AUGUCACUUUCGCCAAAGUCUCAAUUUCCCGAGGACUUCUCUACAAAAAAGGCCGCAGAUCGCCCACCGAUUUAUUGGUCGCUUGCGUUCUCCCUUCCGAACUCUCAAGAGUUUAAAAAACAAGUGUUGGGUUUUAUUUGGUCGUAGGGCAGACUAUGGGUAACCUGUGUUGCUGCGUUCAAGUGGACCAGUCCACCGUGGCUAUCAAGGAACAGUUUGGGAAAUUCGACGAAGUUCUUGAGCCGGGGUGCCACUGCCUCCCUUGGUUCCUUGGCAAGAGGCUAGUUGGCCACCUCACCCUCCGUCUGCAGCAGCUAGACGUCCGUUGCGAGACGAAGACGAAGGACAAUGUAUUCGUCAAUGUUGUCGCGUCAAUCCAAUACCGUGCUCUGGCUGAUAAGGCAAGCGACGCGUUUUAUAAGCUGAGCAAUACACGAUCUCAGAUCCAGGCGUACGUCUUUGAUGUGAUCAGAGCGAGCGUCCCGAAGCUCAACCUCGAUGAUGCCUUUGAGCAGAAGAAUGAUAUAGCAAAGGCUGUUGAAGAGGAGCUUGAGAAAGCUAUGUCUGCUUACGGAUAUGAAAUUGUCCAGACCCUCAUCACUGACAUUGAGCCUGAUGAGCAUGUGAAGAGGGCGAUGAACGAAAUUAAUGCAGCUGCAAGGCUAAGGGUGGCCGCGAACGAGAAAGCAGAAGCCGAGAAAAUCCUCCAGAUAAAACGCGCAGAGGGAGAGGCCGAGUCGAAGUACCUCUCCGGUCUUGGGAUUGCUCGCCAGCGCCAAGCAAUAGUCGACGGAUUGAGAGAUAGCGUGCUGGGGUUCUCCGUCAAUGUUCCAGGGACCACGGCGAAGGACGUCAUGGACAUGGUCCUGGUUACACAAUACUUCGACACGAUGAAGGAGAUCGGCGCAGCGUCCAAGUCCUCUGCGGUGUUCAUCCCUCACGGCCCCGGAGCGGUGAGAGAUGUUGCUACCCAGAUCAGGGAUGGGCUGCUCCAGGCAUCUACUGUUAAUUAGUGAUAUCUCAGCAACAGUUUGAAGUUAGGAAACAGGUGUAUAUGUUGGUUUUAUGGCAGAAGAUUGUGUGGAACCUUUUUAAGCGUGUGAAUGCAAGUAGUAACUCUGGGUGCCUCCUUGAUUGAUAUCUAGUUUUAGUUCUUGCCUUUCAAUGUCUUGAUAGAAACAAAAGCAUACGAUGAGGUUGCUUCAUAUCAAGCCUUGUAGGGAACUGCGAGUAUAUGUUAAGUUUUAUGUCAGAAGACUGAAACUAUGCAAGUCCUACUUCUUGGUUUUU
This is a messenger RNA of Asparagus officinalis (garden asparagus), 1290 nucleotides long. RefSeq names its product hypersensitive-induced response protein 1. Lineage: Eukaryota; Viridiplantae; Streptophyta; Magnoliopsida; Asparagales; Asparagaceae. The record is from RefSeq and is a predicted model, not a curated record. The coding region runs from base 156 to 1013 and encodes 285 amino acids. The transcript is spliced from 5 exons.